Messenger RNA from Scheffersomyces stipitis CBS 6054, 1716 nucleotides. RefSeq lists its product as uncharacterized. The coding region runs from base 1 to 1716 and encodes 571 amino acids. Gene Ontology annotation, cellular component: membrane. Gene Ontology annotation, molecular function: signaling receptor activity. Lineage: Eukaryota; Fungi; Ascomycota; Pichiomycetes; Serinales; Debaryomycetaceae. The transcript has a single exon. The record is from RefSeq and is a predicted model, not a curated record.
AUGGAAACUGAAAUCAGACACAGAGGAACAUCUUCCAAUGACAAGUCUUUCGAGUCUGUUCCUACAACUGAAGAGCUUUUGGUUGAAAAAUUAGACGUUUUCUUAUCGUCUAUCGAGUCUCGUUUAGACAACUUUGAGCACUUUUUCAAAUUCAAGUCCCAAGAACUCAAAGAAGCUAAAGAGCUCAACUUGUCAACUUUUGCGGAAAAUGUCUCUCGUUCAAGACGAGAUAGCACAGCUAGCUUGUCCAACAUCAAGAACUACUCCAUCAACAAUUUGAACCUCAUUCACCAGAGACUUCAUCUCAUCAAGGACUCCGUAUUGCGAUCUUCUUUCACCAACUUGGAGUACUUGUACAAUACGCUUGAUGACCAGUAUAACUAUUUAUUCAACAGCACAUCUUCUGAAGAUAGUGAUUCUGCAAGUUCCGUAGACAAAGAAUUAAUAGCUAGUUCAAGCAACAGAAAGGAGAUCUUGUCUCAAAAAAUCAUAGCCACCAUCCAGUAUUUCGAUGAAAAAUUGCUACUGAUCGAUGCCUUCAUCAACGACAACAAGCCAGAAAGAAGACUCGACUACGAAGAAGACUCCACACUUCUUCAGUUACGAUUUUUUAACUUCAAUAGAGCUUUGAAGAAUGCCAAAGACAGAUACUUGCACUACUACGAGUUGCCUCUAAGUUGGAGAGAAAACAAGUACAUAGUAUAUGGUUAUCGGUACUCGUUGAACCACAGCACCAUGCUAAAGUCGAUCUUUGAAUUCAACCACAACGAAUCUAUGAACAUAUGGACCCAUAUCAUAGGAUUCUUUUUUGUGGGAUAUUUAACUCUCUGGCACUUCCCUAAUACCGAUGUUUACAAGCUGAACUCGUUCAAUGACAACUUGCCCGUCUUCGUCUUUUUUGGAGCGGCCUUGAAGUGUCUUAUCAGUUCUGUGACAUGGCAUACGUAUUCCUGUUUUGCCCACUUGCCUACCAGACAAAUGUGUGCAUGUGUAGACUAUACUGGAAUCACUGUGUUGAUUACUUGUUCCGUUAUAGCUGCAGAAUACUGUGCAUUGUUCAAUUACCCCAAGAUCCUAAAGGUGUAUAUAACGUUUUCCACGAUUUGUGGUACCUCCGGGUUCGCAUUUAAUUGGUCGCCUUACUUCGAUAAGCCCGAAUGUAGAUCCGUGAGAAUCGGCUUCUUCAUGGGGUUAGCAUUUUUGGGUGCAUCUGCCGGUGUUUGUAUGGCGAUAUACGAAGGCGUUCUCCCCACACUCAAGUUCUUCUUUCCUCUUGUCUACAAGAGUUUUGUGUGGUACUGGUUGGGGGUUAUUUUCUACGGAGGUCUAAUUCCAGAAAGAUGGAGAUAUGAUGUGAUCAUUGAAGAGAACACUAAAGUAUGCCACCACAACUAUGACACCAGAGACGUCUUAUUGGACAAUAUCGAAAAUAGUGGUCGUGAAGAAAUCGAAGAAAUUGAAGAGGAGUUUGAGAAUAUCGAGGAAAAGCAUUUACCAGAGGACGAAGAAGAGGCCAGAUUCAAAGAUAUUAUAGCCAAACAUUUUCCCGAGAAGCCAACCACUACUCCCUACAGUCAUGAGUUCCUUUCGUUGUGGUGGGUCGACUACUUUUUGGCAAGUCAUAAUAUCUGGCAUAUCUGUGUCGUGUUGGGGGUAGUGGGACAUUAUUUUAGUUUGUUGGACAUGUAUAGAAAUAUCGAAAGAGCUGCUACAUAG